Messenger RNA from Adineta steineri, 1572 nucleotides. NCBI's taxonomy places the organism in Eukaryota, Metazoa, Rotifera, Eurotatoria, Adinetida, Adinetidae. The record is from the annotation of a GenBank genome assembly.
AUGUCUUCAAGUUCAAUAAUCGAUUUUAUUUCAUCAUCAUCGAUUGUACACGAUGAAACAUCAAAUCAGAGUAUUGAAAUUCCUGAUCCACCAACAUUGACUGUAACACAUAUUUCAACAAAUAAUAAUAAUAAUAAUAAUAAUAAUAAAAAUAAUGCAAAUGUACCUGCAAAUAGUUCAGAUAAUACUUCUGAUAGUGAUGAGAAUGAUGAUGAAGAUAGAAUACCAAUGAAUAUAACAUUCGAUUGGAUUGAUGAACAAAUGCGUGCAGGUGUUGAUUUACGUCCGAUAUUGUCACGUCUUUUACCUGGCUUACCUAAUGAUGUAUCACAAUCGACACUUUUUGAACUUCUUAUGGAUCUUUUUUUACCUGUACAACAGCGACAACCACUUGAGCAAUAUAAAACACUUGAUGAUGCUGUAGAUUUAAUUCGAAAAUGUAAAAAUAUUCUUGUUCUUACUGGAGCUGGAAUUUCUGUUAGUUGUGGAAUUCCAGACUUUCGUUCUCGCAAUGGCAUUUAUGCUCGUUUACGUGAAGAAUUUCCUGAAUUACCAAAUCCUCAAUCAAUGUUUGAUAUAGAAUAUUUCAGUCAAGAUCCUCGACCAUUUUUUCGUUUUGCUAAAGAAAUUUGGCCUGGUCAAUAUCAACCAUCGUUAGCUCAUUAUUUUAUCGCUGAAUUAGAACGACGCGAACAAUUAUUACGCAAUUAUACUCAAAAUAUUGAUUCACUUGAACAUUUAUGUCCUAUAAAACGUCUUAUUCAAUGUCAUGGAUCAUUUUCAACUGCGACAUGUCGCCAUUGUUUUAAUCGUGUUACGAGUGAUGAAAUCAAAAAAGAAAUUUUACAACAAAUUAUUCCACAUUGUCAUAAAUGUUCAAAAACAAUAAAUAAAGCAAUACUUAAACCAGACAUAGUUUUUUUUGGUGAACCAUUACCUGAAGAUUUUCAUAAGACAAUAUCAAUUGAUAAAGAUAAAUGCGAUUUACUUAUUGUUAUGGGUUCAAGUUUAAAAGUCAAACCAGUUUCACUUGUAUCAGAACUUUUACCAGCACAUAUUCCACAAAUAUUAAUUAAUCGUGAACGUUUACCACACAAAUCAUUUGAUAUUGAAUUAUUAGGAAAUUGUGAUUUGAUUAUUAAUGAAAUAUGUCUUCGUUUAGCAAAAUUUGAACCAUCAUUUGGACAAAUAAAACAAUUAAAUCAUAAAAAUCAUAUAUUUAUGAAUGAAAUUCUUUAUAAUAAUUUACGUACAUCAAUGCAAAAACAAAAAAGAAAAAAACCAAAAUAUUCGACUAAUAUAACAACUGAUACAUCGUUACCAAAAGAACGUUUAUCAUCUCUUCGUCCUCGCCUUUUUAAACCUCCAAUAAUUACAUCAUCAUCAUCUUCUUCAACAUCAUCACGUAAACGUCCAUAUUCAGCUUUGAAAAAUUCUCCUCUAUUUAAUCAAGAUUUAUCAUAUAUAUCUUAUCCUCCACGACGAUAUUUAUUUACGGGUGCAGAAAUUUAUUUCUCAUCAUCAGAUGAUGAUGGAAGUGACGAUGAUUUACCCCGAAAACAUACUGAAUGA